This is a messenger RNA of Engraulis encrasicolus (European anchovy), 2032 nucleotides long. RefSeq names its product nuclear factor 7, ovary-like. The coding region runs from base 1 to 1830 and encodes 609 amino acids. The record is from RefSeq and is a predicted model, not a curated record. Gene Ontology annotation, cellular component: cytoplasm. Gene Ontology annotation, biological process: protein ubiquitination. The transcript is spliced from 9 exons. Gene Ontology annotation, molecular function: protein binding; ubiquitin protein ligase activity. NCBI's taxonomy places the organism in Eukaryota, Metazoa, Chordata, Actinopteri, Clupeiformes, Engraulidae.
AUGUCUGAGGAUAUUUGUGAAAAUGCAGAUUCUUUUCACAUUACAAAUGCAGCAUAUAACACAGAUGAAAACAUUUAUAUGAUUGAAGUUACUGAUCUCAACAGUGGACCCCACAUAGCUCUGGAGGAGAACCAAACCCCCAUCUCCCCGUCUGCUGAUGCGAAACAAGUGAAGAUUGGCGCAUGGAAGAAUCUCCCAGAUACUCCAAAGAGGUUUAGUCAUGCUGCCAGUGUGUUGGGAAGAGAGGGCUUCUCCUCUGGAAAAUUCUACUAUGAGGUUCAGGUUAAGGGGAAGACUAAGUGGGAUAUAGGAGUGGUCAAGGAGUCCAUUAACAGAAAGGGAGACAUAACACUGAGUCCUACAUAUGGAUACUGGACAGUAGGGCUUAAAGAUGGGACCUAUGGGGCUCUAGCUAGGCCAUCUGUCCCCCUCUCCCUGAAGGGGAAGCUCCAAAGUGUGGGGGUGUUUGUGGACUAUGGUGCAGGUCUGGUCUCCUUUUAUGAUACAGAUUGCUGGAAUCAAAUCUACUCAUUUACCAAUGUCUCCUUUACUGAGAACAUCUAUCCAUUCUUCAGCCCCGAUAAUAAUGAUGACGUCUGCAUAGAGCACAUCUUAGAGGCCACUCAGACAGUCAAGAAGCAGAAAAUCAUGCCAGAGAACGAAGAGUCUUUCAACACCUCAAGACCCGCUAACAAGGCUGAAACUAUUUCUAUGAAUGAAGUUCCUAAAGGAUCACAGCAGAGGACUGAGCAUGGCAAAAUCACAGAUAGCUCUGCAGGACAUUACCGUCGCUACAAACUGGCUGUGGUGUUGGUCUGUGUUCUCCUCUUGGCUGUUACCGUCACACUUGGCAUCACAAUUCUGAGCACAAAAGAUUUGCAGCUCAGGUACAAGAACCUUGCUGAAGAGAAAGAUCAACUGCAGCUCAAAUAUACCAACAUGACAGCUGAGACAUCACAGUUGGAUGAGAGAAGUGCCAUUCUAAUCCAUCAUGAAUCCCAGCUAGAGACCAACUUCAAGGCAGUGACAGCUGAGAGAGAUCAACUGCAGAAACGUCUUCGUAGCAUAGGUCGCAGCACAAGAGAUUUACAGCUAAGUUACAAGAGCCUUGCUGAAGAGAAAAAUCAACUACAACUUCAAUACAACAUCACCACAGCAGAGAAAGUCCAGUUGGAGACCAAGUUCAGUGCUGAGAGAGAUGAACUACAGAGGCGUCUUUGUGAACGAGAACCACAUGACAUGAAAACCAUUAAACAACAUGCAGUGGAUGUGAUCCUGGAUCAUGACACAGCACAUCCCAGACUCAUCCUGUCUGCUGAUGGGAAACAAGUGAGACAUGGGGACACACGACAGAGACUUCCAGACACUCCAAAGAGGUUUAAUAAGACUAUCAUGGUGCUGGGAAGAGAGGGGUUCUCCGCUGGCAAAUUCUACUAUGAGGUUCGGGUUAAGGGGAAGACUGGAUGGUCUGUAGGAGUGGCCAAUGAGUCCAUUGUCAGAAAGGGACCGAUAACACUGAGGCCUACGGAGGGAUACUGGACACUAUGGCUGAGAAAUGACUCCUAUGAGGCUAGAAGUGACCCCCCAGUUCCCCUCUCACUAAAUGGGACGCUCCAAAGGGUGGGGGUGUUUGUGGACUAUGACGCAGGUCUGGUCUCCUUUUAUGAUGCAGAUUGCUGGGAUCAUAUCUACUCAUAUACCAAUGUCUCCUUUACUGAGAAAAUCUAUCCAUUCUUCAUCCCCAAUCUGAAUGAUGGAGGUAAAAAUUCAGUCCCUCUCAUAAUCUCCCCAGUCCACGUCUGCCGAAAUGACACAAUGUCCAGUUAUUAAACUCAUCCAAAUGAAAUCAAUGGAGAGCACGUGGACUCAAUUUUACCUGCCAUGGCAUUCAAUGUGUUAAAAGGAUGUUUUUACCCCAUGUGUUCAGUGCCGAAUGGUAAAAAUACGUCUUUACAUUUCCCUCCUUAAAUGUCAAAACUAGACACUUCAAUGCAUAUUAUGUGUGAUUCUGGAAACACUGUGAGAUAGAUGA